Pelagomonas calceolata is the source of this 2192-nucleotide messenger RNA. The record is from the annotation of a GenBank genome assembly. NCBI's taxonomy places the organism in Eukaryota, Pelagophyceae, Pelagomonadales, Pelagomonadaceae.
GCUUUCCGGUGCGACGCGUUGGGGCAGCUUCGACGACGCGUAACGCUGCGCGCGCAGGCGGUCGCUUGGGACGAUGCGUGCGAAUGGCAGCGCUCGCACGCCGCGACGCCGCGGAGCUCGUCGAGAGAUGGCCAGUGCCGCCGCCGUGCGACGGGUCCUCGCGCGCCGGGAGUGCUCCGCCCGACCGCUCCGAAGGCGGGAGAGGGAUCAAGCAAGGCGCGCGGGCCCGGCCCGUGCGGUGCGGGGUCCGUGCAGCGGCAUCACACAACAGCCUUUGCGCCAAGUUGUAGCGCCGCCUGGAGCGCCGCGGGCAGCCAUGGGCCGGCGCCAUUUCAUAGAUGCGCCCCGGGCGCGGCGCGCGCGCCGCGGUUCCGAGCAUGCGGCACGUUAUCAAGUGAACUAGGCACCUGGUCCCCAGCGCCGGCAGCCCCCGCGCGCGCAGCCGUAGCGCGAUGCGGCGCUUCUUCCGCCGCUCGCCGCCGCAGCAGCGCGUCACGCCCGAGAAGGCGCCCGGCUCGCCGAAAGCCAGUCGACUCAAUAAGAGCGAGGACUUCGAGAGUCAUUCGAUAAAACAGCUCAAGAAGCUCUGCACGGAACGUGGUAUUGACCAUAGCAAGUUCGUGGAGAAGGGGAAUUUUGUGGAGGCGCUGCGGGACGACGACAACAACCGGCAGCACGCCGGGGGCCUCGCGAAGGCUAUCAGAAGGGGCACGGACGUCCGUGAUGAAGACGUGCCUCUCCCACGAACCUAUUCGGACUUCGCCAAGAGCCGCGCGACGGGCGUGCCGCUCCAGAGCCCGCCGCGCAAGGUACCUGCAGCGCGAGACGUGGGUUCGAAGCUCGAGGACGGCAAGGUCUUCAUGGCCGUGGGCUUCGACCGCCAGACGGGCGCCAUCGAUGUGGCUCCUCUCAGAGUUUGUAGGAUUGACGCGAACGGUGAUCCGGGAGAGGACGAUCUCGCCCGUCAACUAAACGAAGCGCUUACGAGGGGCCGCGGCUCCUUCGAGGAGCAGCGCCGGAAAGAUGCGGAGCAGAAGCGCUUGGAUCGGAUGUACGGCAACGGCUCGCCCGGUCAAGCGGCGCCUCUGCAGACCCAGAGCGCGGACCGCGGUCUUGGCCGCAAGCGCCUCGAGAAGAACCGGCGCCAGACCACCGGCAGUAGUCGCCCGGGCACCGCGGCUCUAGAUAGCGGACGGCCCAUCCGCAAGAUCAACUUGGACGGCAAGAACCUGCCCCGGCAGGACUCGUUUUCUCUGGAGAGAAAAAAUUCUUUUUCCCGCAAGUUAUCGAGGCAGGAUUCCACCUCAUCGAUAGACUUCAGCGCCGUCUCGCCGAAGAUGUCACGAUUGGACUCGUCCUCAUCGUUAGACACGACGCCCAUGUUCGCCAACAGACCGCCGGACGGUUUUUGGCCGGCCGGCGACGACGACUUCCUGUCGGCCGAGAUCGAGGAAGAAAGAGCACGCAAGGCGAAGAAGAAGUUCUACGCCAAAGGUGAUGCCCAAGCGGGCGAGAGGGGUCGCUACGAGAAGCGCGACCGCGUCGAGGCGGAAAGACGGGAGCGCGAGGAGCGGGCGGAAGCUAGGGCGAGAGCGGCGAAGCGCCGGGAGGCGGAACGGGCCCAGGACCGAGCCCGGGCGGCCAUGGCGGAACGACGGCCGCCUCCACCGGAGUUAGGAGAACCGCCGUCAGAAAUUCCGCUGCAGUACCGCACCCCUGAAAAGUCGCGACCGCUACCGGCGAACCCGCACCCGUCGCAAGAAAGGAAGGGUCUCGUCAGUACGCCACCGCUCAAGACGGCCGGCGUUUGUUUGCCCGAGGAUCGACGGUUCGAUCUGGACGGUCUCGCGAAGAAGGCCGGUCCGAUUGCCUAUCAUGAUGUGAAAUGGCUGGAGACGGAUCUCGGGUGGCGCAGUCUCGGUACUCAAAGAGGCGCCCCCGCGGAGCGGCGGCGGAAGCUUUGUGAACGAGAAAUGUCUAGGUGGGAGCCGGUCGCGUUCGAAUCGAAGUUUGGGGCGCGAGUACAAGCGGGCCCCGACGCCAAGCGCAUCGCGGACAAGGUCGCGGCCAUCUUCGCGUUUUUGGAGGGGCUGCUGGCCGAGGUGCCCGUCCGGCCGCUCGGCCGGCCGCCGUCGCCGCGCUACGAGGAGCCCUUCCUGAAGCGGGCGCAGGGCGUCGACGUGCGGCGAUAG